Sarcophilus harrisii (Tasmanian devil) is the source of this 8954-nucleotide messenger RNA. It is a transcript of the gene ACACB, whose product is annotated as acetyl-CoA carboxylase beta. NCBI's taxonomy places the organism in Eukaryota, Metazoa, Chordata, Mammalia, Dasyuromorphia, Dasyuridae. Gene Ontology annotation, molecular function: metal ion binding; acetyl-CoA carboxylase activity; ATP binding. Gene Ontology annotation, biological process: fatty acid biosynthetic process. The transcript is spliced from 53 exons. The coding region runs from base 138 to 7478 and encodes 2446 amino acids. The record is from RefSeq and is a predicted model, not a curated record.
GUAGGCAGCGAAGCCGGAAGGGCCGGCCUAAGCGAGGCGACCUCGUCCCUUCCUCCUUCCUCCCCUCCCUCCCCACCCCUUUCCUCCGGUCCCCCGAGGGGGAGCCGCCCCUCUUCCACCAUGCCUCGAAUCCCUGAAUGGUCCCGCUGGUCCUGCUGUUCUCGUACCUGAUUUUUUUAUGGUUAGUUUGGAGCAUCAUGGCGGAUGCCAAGUCUGUUACCAAGAGUAAGUCUGAAACCAAAACCCAGCGCCAGGCGCCUUUUUCAACUUGUGUCAGCAAAGGGGAGCCAGUCCACCAAAAUGUAGACAAUCAGUCACCCGCAGCCAGCCUGCAACUCGACACGCCAGCGUGCCUCGAAGGCCCCGCCGAUGGCCCGAAGCGACUGACAUCUCGCCCGCCACCGCACACGAAAACAUGCCCACCGUUAGAUGUGACCGAGAGCUGCGCGAAGCCUCAGGCCAAUGGCCUGGAGGGGCAAGGGAGUCCAGGGUCUCCAUCCUCCCCUCCGGGCUCUCAGGGAAAGCGCCUCCAAUCUUCUUCGAAGGAAGACCAGAAACGGGCCCAGAUCAAAAAGCAGCUGAUGACCAAUUUCAUCCUGGGCUCCUUUGAUGACAACUCUUCCGAUGACGAAACCCCUGAUGGAUUGUUCAGAGCUUCCUCCAGGAAGAGCAGCCGGUCAAGUUUUGGCUCUUUGUCUUUUGACUCGGCUUCCCUUCGGUCCAUGACUGAGUCCGAAAUGUCUGUACCAACCAUGAGGCCUAGCAUGUCAGGACUGCACCUGGUAAAAAGAGGAAGAGAACAGAAGAAAUUGGACCUUCAUCGGGACUUCACAGUCGCCUCUCCGGCUGAGUUUGUAACUCGCUUUGGGGGGAAUUACGUUAUUGAAAAGGUUCUCAUUGCCAAUAAUGGCAUUGCUGCUGUCAAGUGUAUGCGAUCCAUUCGAAGAUGGGCCUAUGAGAUGUUUCGAAAUGAGAGGGCCAUCCGCUUCGUGGUCAUGGUCACGCCAGAAGACCUCAAAGCCAACGCAGAGUACAUCAAGAUGGCAGAUCAUUAUGUCCCUGUUCCGGGAGGGCCAAACAAUAAUAAUUAUGCCAACGUAGAGCUCAUAGUGGAUAUCUCCAAGCGACUCCCAGUGCAGGCUGUGUGGGCUGGCUGGGGCCAUGCCUCGGAAAACCCUAAACUGCCAGAACUGCUCCAGAAGCAUGGCAUUGCUUUCUUAGGCCCACCCAGUGGAGCCAUGUGGGCACUGGGAGAUAAGGUUGCUUCGACCAUAGUUGCCCAGACCCUGCAGAUUCCUACGCUACCCUGGAGCGGGAGUGGUCUUGUUGUGGAUUGGCAGGAAGAGGAUCUCCAGCAAAUGAAGAGAAUCAGUGUCCCUCCAGAAAUGUAUAACAGAGGCUGCGUGAAGGACGUAGAAGAAGGUUUGCAGGCUGCAGAAAAAAUUGGCUUCCCGGUGAUGAUCAAAGCUUCUGAAGGGGGUGGAGGCAAAGGGAUCCGGAAAGCUGAGAGUGCUGAGGACUUCCCGAACCUCUUCAGACAGGUGCAGAGUGAGAUCCCGGGCUCACCAAUUUUUGUCAUGAAGCUGGCUCAGCACGCCCGGCACCUGGAAGUCCAGAUCCUUGCAGAUCAGUAUGGGAAUGCUGUGUCGCUCUUUGGGAGAGACUGCUCCAUACAGCGGAGACACCAAAAGAUUAUAGAGGAGGCGCCGGCUACCAUCGCCAUGCCCAUGGUGUUUGAGCACAUGGAACAGUGUGCCGUGCGCUUGGCCAAGACGGUGGGCUAUGUGAGCGCGGGGACCGUAGAAUACCUCUAUAGCGAAGAUGGCCACUUCCAUUUCUUGGAACUGAACCCCCGUUUGCAGGUGGAACAUCCCUGCACAGAGAUGAUCGCCGAUGUCAACUUGCCGGCUGCUCAGUUGCAGAUUGCCAUGGGAGUGCCUCUGAACAGGCUGAAGGACAUUCGGAUCCUGUAUGGAGAGUCGCCAUGGGGCGUCACGCCCAUUUCCUUUGAAAACCCCAUCAAUCCACCUAUUCCCAGAGGCCACGUGAUCGCCGCCAGGAUCACCAGCGAAAAUCCAGAUGAGGGUUUUAAGCCAAGUUCUGGGACCGUCCAGGAGCUGAAUUUCCGCAGUAGCAAGAACGUAUGGGGCUACUUCAGCGUGGCGGCCGCUGGGGGCCUGCAUGAGUUUGCCGACUCCCAGUUUGGUCACUGCUUCUCCUGGGGAGAGAACCGAGAAGAAGCUGUCUCGAACAUGGUGGUGGCCCUGAAGGAGCUGUCGAUCCGAGGAGAUUUCAGGACCACAGUGGAGUAUCUCGUUAACCUGCUGGAGACAGAGAGCUUCCAGAGCAAUGACAUCGACACGGGCUGGCUGGAUCACCUCAUUGCUGAGAGGGUACAGGCUGAGAAACCUGACAUCAUGCUUGGGGUGGUCUGUGGAGCCUUGAACGUUGCAGACGCCUUGUUCAGGACCUGCAUGACUGACUUCCUUCAUUCAUUGGAAAGGGGCCAGGUUCUUCCAGCAGACUCUCUGCUGAACAUCGUGGAUGUGGAGCUGAUCUAUGGAGGGGUGAAGUAUAUCCUUAAGGUUGCCCGACAAUCCCUGACCAUGUUUGUUCUCAUCAUGAACAACUGUCACAUCGAAAUAGAUGCCCACAGGCUCAAUGAUGGCGGGCUGCUGCUGUCCUAUGAUGGUAAUAGCUACACCACGUACAUGAAGGAAGAAAUCGACAGUUACCGGAUCACCAUUGGCAAUAAGACAUGUGUGUUUGAGAAGGAGAAUGAUCCCACCAUCCUGAGAUCUCCCUCUGCGGGAAAACUGGUACAGUACUUAGUGGAGGAUGGAGGCCAUCUGACCACCGGAACCACCUAUGCAGAAAUGGAGGUAAUGAAGAUGAUCAUGACCUUGAGUGUGCAGGAAGAUGGACGGAUCUACUACGUGAAGCGGCCAGGAGCUGUGCUCCAAGCAGGCUGUAUGAUAGCCAGGCUGGAGCUGGACGAUCCUUCUAAAGUCCACGCAGCUGAACCAUACACAGGGGACCUGCCCUGCCAGCAAACUCUGCCCAUCAUGGGAGAGAAGCUGCACCAGGUUUUCCACAAUGUCCUGGAGAACCUGACCAACGUCAUGAAUGGCUACUGUUUGCCAGAACCCAUUUUCAGCACCAAGCUCAAGGAGUGGGUUAACAAGCUGAUGGUCACCCUGCGGUCCCCCUCCCUACCCCUUCUGGAGCUCCAGGAGAUCAUGACCAGCGUCUCUGGCCGGAUCCCGCCCUCUGUGGAGAAAGCGGUCCGCAAAGUCAUGGCCCAGUAUGCAAGCAACAUCACCUCUGUGCUGUGCCAGUUCCCCAGCCAGCAGAUCGCCAACAUCCUGGACAGCCACGCUGCAACUCUCCAGCGGAAAGCGGACCGAGAAGUUUUCUUCAUGAACACUCAGAGCAUCGUGCAGCUAGUGCAAAGGUACCGGAGUGGAACUCGGGGCUACAUGAAGACCGUGGUGUUAGAUUUAUUAAGGAAAUACCUGCAAGUGGAACAUCACUUCCAACAAGCCCACUAUGACAAGUGCGUGAUUAACCUCCGGGAGCAGUUUAAGCCAGACAUGUCACCUGUGCUCAACUGCAUCUUCUCCCACGCGCAGGUGGCCAAGAAGAACCAGCUGGUGACCAUGUUAAUCGAUGAGCUGUGUGGUCCAGAUCCAUCAUUGACCGAUGAGCUUCUCUCCAUUCUCGGUGAACUCACCCAAUUGAGCAAAAGUGAACAUUGCAAAGUAGCCUUAAGAGCCAGACAGGUACUGAUCGCCUCCCACCUCCCCUCUUAUGAACUCAGACACAACCAAGUAGAAUCCAUUUUCUUGUCUGCCAUUGACAUGUAUGGCCACCAGUUCUGCCCAGAAAACCUCAAGAAACUGAUCCUGUCUGAAACCACCAUAUUUGAUGUUCUGCCCAAUUUUUUCUACCAUGCUAACCAGGUGGUCUGCAUGGCAUCCCUGGAGGUGUAUGUCCGAAGAGGCUACAUUGCCUACGAGCUAAACAGCCUGCAGCACCGGCAGCUUCCUGAUGGCACCUGUGUUGUGGAAUUCCAGUUCAUGCUGCCCUCGUCUCAUCCGAACAGAAUGUCUCUUCCGGUCAGCAUCAACAACCCUGACCUGCUGCGGCACAGCACCGAGCUCUUCAUGGACAGCGGCUUCUCCCCCCUCUGCCAGAGGAUGGGCGCCAUGGUCGCCUUCCACAGAUUUGAGGACUUUGUCAGAAACUUCGAUGAAGUCAUCUCCUGCUUCGCCAACCUGGCUAAGGAGAGCCCACUGUUCAGCGAGGCGCGGUCCAUGCUCUACUCAGAGGAUUGCAAGUGCCUCAAGGACGAGCCCAUCCACAUUUUGAACGUUGCCAUCCAGUACGCCGACCACCUGGAGGACGAGGAGCUGGUCCCCAUCUUCCGGACGUUUGUGCAAUCCAAGAAGCUCGUCCUUGUGGAAUACGGCCUCCGGAGAAUCACCUUCCUCAUCGCCCAGGAGAGAGAAUUUCCCAAGUUUUUCACCUUCAGAGCACGAGAUGAGUUUGCCGAAGACAGGAUUUACCGCCAUUUGGAGCCCGCCCUGGCCUUCCAGCUGGAGCUGAAUCGAAUGCGGAACUUUGAGCUGAAGGCCGUGCCCUGCGCCAACCACAAGAUGCACCUGUACCUGGGCGCGGCGCGAGUGAAGGAGGGCACCGAAGUGACCGACUACCGGUUCUUCAUCCGCGCCAUCAUCAGGCACUCGGACCUCAUCACCAAGGAAGCCUCCUUCGAGUACCUGCAGAACGAGGGGGAGCGGCUGCUCUUGGAAGCCAUGGACGAGCUGGAGGUGGCCUUCAACAACACCAGCGUACGCACCGACUGCAACCACAUCUUCCUCAACUUCGUGCCCACGGUCAUCAUGGACCCUUCCAAGAUCGAGGAGUCGGUCCGCUCCAUGGUGAUGAGGUACGGCAGCCGGCUCUGGAAGCUCCGGGUCCUGCAGGCCGAGGUCAAGAUCAACAUCCGCAUGACCCCAACUGGCACCGCGAUCCCCAUCCGUCUCUUCCUGACCAACGAGUCUGGCUACUAUCUGGACAUCAGCCUUUACAAAGAAGUGACUGAUCCCAGGAGCGGAAACAUCAUGUUCCACUCCUUCGGGAACAAGCAGGGCGCCCAGCACGGGAUGCUGAUCAACACGCCCUACGUGACCAAAGACUUGCUCCAGGCCAAGAGAUUUCAGGCUCAGUCUCUGGGAACCACCUACAUCUAUGACUUCCCAGAAAUGUUCAAACAGGCUCUCUACAAGCUGUGGGGCUCCUCCGAAAAGCAGCCCAAGGACAUUUUGACCUGCACCGAGCUCGUGCUGGACUCUCAGGGGCAGCUGGUGGAGAUGAACAGGCUCCCGGGAGGGAAUGAGGUGGGCAUGGUGGCUUUCAAAAUGCUGCUCAAGACCCGAGAGUACCCCAACGGCCGCUACAUCAUCGUCAUCGGCAACGACAUCACCUUCCGGAUCGGCUCUUUCGGCCAGGAGGAGGACCUGCUGUUCCUGCGCGUGUCCCAGCUGGCCCGGGCCGAGGGCAUCCCCAAGAUCUACCUCUCCGCCAACAGUGGGGCCCGCAUCGGCCUGGCCGAAGAGAUCCGGCACAUGUUCCACGUGGCCUGGGUCGACCCCGAGGACCCCUGCAAGGGAUUUAAAUACCUCUACCUGACUCCACAAGACUACACCAAGAUCAGCUCCCUGAACUCGGUCCAUUGCAUGCACGUGGAAGAGGAAGGAGAGUCCAGGUACGUCAUCACGGACAUCAUCGGGAAGGAUGAUGGGCUCGGCGUGGAGAACCUGAGGGGCUCGGGCACGAUUGCUGGGGAGUCCUCUCUGGCUUAUGAGGAAAUUAUUACCAUCAGCAUGGUGACCUGCCGGGCUAUCGGAAUUGGUGCCUACCUGGUGCGGCUGGGACAGCGAGUGAUACAGGUGGAUAAUUCCCAUAUCAUCCUGACAGGAGCGAGUGCUUUAAAUAAGGUCCUCGGCCGGGAAGUUUAUACCUCAAAUAACCAGUUGGGUGGCGUGCAGAUCAUGCAUUUUAAUGGGAUUUCCCACAUCACCGUUCCAGAUGACUUUGAGGGAGUUUACACCAUCUUGGAGUGGCUCUCCUACAUGCCCAAGGACACACAUAGCCCAGUGCCCAUCAUCACACCUAUCGACCCCAUUGACCGAGAAAUUGAGUUCACUCCUUCCAAAGCCCCCUACGACCCCCGCUGGAUGCUAGCAGGAAGGUCUCAUCCAACUGUGAAGGGAUCCUGGCAAAGUGGCUUCUUUGACCAGAACAGCUUCAAGGAGAUCAUGGAGCCUUGGGCCCAAACCGUGGUGACCGGCCGAGCAAGGUUGGGGGGAAUUCCUGUCGGGGUGAUUGCCGUGGAGACGCGGACCGUGGAGAUGGUGGUCCCCGCCGAUCCUGCUAAUCUGGAUUCUGAAGCUAAGAUAAUCCAACAGGCAGGACAGGUGUGGUUUCCAGACUCGGCCUUUAAAACCGCCCAAGCUAUCAAGGAUUUCAACCGCGAGAAAUUGCCUCUGAUGAUCUUUGCCAACUGGAGAGGAUUCUCUGGGGGCAUGAAGGACAUGUAUGACCAGGUGUUGAAGUUUGGAGCUUAUAUAGUAGAUGGUCUCAGACAGUACAAGCAGCCCAUCCUCAUCUACAUCCCCCCAUACGCUGAGCUCCGUGGAGGCUCCUGGGUGGUCAUUGACCCAACCAUCAACCCUCUGUGCAUGGAGAUGUACGCAGACAAGGAGAGCAGAGGCGGGGUUUUGGAACCCGAAGGAACCGUGGAGAUCAAGUUCCGGAAAAAAGACCUGAUAAAAACCAUGAGGAGGAUUGACAGCAUUUACAUGAAAUUGGUGGAACAGCUGGGGGCAGAAGAUCUGCCAGAAAAGGACCGGAAGGACCUGGAGAGCAAGCUGCGCGCCCGGGAAGAGCACCUGCUACCUGUCUACCACCAGGUGGCGGUGCAGUUUGCGGAUCUCCACGACACGCCAGGGAGGAUGCAGGAGAAGGGCGUCAUUUCAGACAUUCUCGAGUGGAAAACGUCGCGCACAUUCCUGUACUGGCGCCUCCGCCGCCUGCUCCUCGAGGACAUCGUCAAGAACAAGAUCCUGCAGGCCAACGGCGAGCUCAGCCACGUGCACAUCCAGUCCAUGCUGCGCCGCUGGUUCAUGGAGACCGAGGGCGCCGUCAAGGGAUACCUCUGGGACAACAACCAGGUGGUGGUGGAGUGGCUGGAGAAGCACCUGCAGCAGGAGGACGGCCUGCACUCGGCCAUUCGGGAGAACAUCAAGUGCCUGAAGCGGGACUCUGUCCUCAAGACCAUCCGAGGGCUGGUUCAGGACAACCCCGAGGUUGCCGUGGACUGUGUGAUCCACAUGACCCAGCACAUCAGCCCCGCGGACAGGGCCCAGAUCGCCCACCUCCUAGCCACCAUGGAGAGCCCGGCCUCCACCUGACUGGGGGACGCAUAGGGCCACAGUCCGGCCCAGGAGAAGACGCGCCAGCGGCCUGGGAGCGGCCGGCGGUGGCCGCUGGCCGCUCCCCGGAGCCCCCGCCAGGCUCCCCCCCCCGGGCGUCUCUGCGGGCCUGGAAGAGCAGGCAGCCCCUCAGACCUCUAAAUAAAGGGCAUCCGUGUGGCGUUUUCAUGCAGAGAUGUCCGCCCGCCUUGCGCUGGGCACUGGUGUGUUUGCUUUGGCUCGAGGCGUCUUCGCUGCCUGGCCCGUGGGCCCCGGGCCUUGUGGGGGCACAGGACACCGUCCACAGACUUUUUUUAAAAACUACCAGUCCGGUUCCUCAUUAAGGAUCCUUCAUGACCGAGGAAAGGGGACAGACUUGGGGACCCAGAUCCAGAGGGGGCUGCAGGGAAAGCCGGUUUUGGCCAGUGGCUCUGGCCCUGCUGCCCAUGAGGGGAUCGGGAGACUUUUUUUUUUUUUUUCAUUUUUCUAAAUGAAGAGGAAAAAAUUGUUUUCAGAACAGCAAAUGACAAAUCACUAGGGACAUUUGUGGGAAUUAUUCUUAGAGAGGGGUGAUUUUUAGGACAAAUGAAGUCUCAUCCUGGCUUGGGGGGCGUCAGGAUCUUCGAGAUUCCCUUUGUGGGGAGGGAGCGAGGCUGCCGGAUGCUUCCUCCGGGGCUGGGCACCCACGUCUCUAAGGAAAGCACAGACUUUUUCACUUCGUCUCGGAGGUCCCGGGCCGUCCUGCCCGCCCUUCCCCAGGGGCUGGCUUGCCUGCCGGGCUGGAGUGUGUGCAAGGAGGGGAGACGCGCCUCUCGCCCAAUGUCCGCCUUGAUUGCGGGCAUCCCUACUGUGCCCUCCAACUCUCGUCCAUAAAUGAACCUGCUGCUAAGUCGCCUUCCUUCCCCCAUCAGUGCCUUGUUAUGGUGGGCACGUGCCCGCCACCCACCACUCAGCCAGCACAAAGCAGCAGUACCCGCAGUCCGGGCGGCUUGGGGGCACAGUGGGCCCCCAGCUGUUCUGAUUUGACAAGAAGCGGAUGGAGCCUGAGCUCUGGGCCUCUGGCCUACAGUAGCCAGAACUUAGGUUCUGACAGGGGGUCCAGGGAGCCGGCACUGCCUUGCUGCCCACGUGUACCAUGCCAGGGGGCAUUUAUCGGGGACUUCCCCUGCUAGGGCCACGAGAUCUGAUUUCUCCCAAGUCCUGGCUAAAAGGGAUGCCCAAGGACCGAGGCAUGUGGCGUCAGCCUAUGAAAGCUCUGGUGAAUGAAUGGGGAAGGAGGGUCCCGAUAACAGCUGUGUAUUUCUCCCUCGGAUGGUGGGGACGCGGGCGGGGGAGGAGCGGGGGCUGCUUUGGGAAAUGAAGGCUUUUGAAUGUGUACGUGCGCACACUGGGCCUCCGGCCAAAGGUCGUGCUGACCCUCUGAGGGUGUCUAGACUAGAGAGGAGGCGUCCAAUAAAUUGACCAUGUUUUUCAGAU